CCAAUCUUGCGCUAAACCAAGGUGCUGCAGCUGACCAUGGGUCUGCGUGAAUCCGGAUGCCUCCUAUCCAGUACCUGGACAGCUUUCAAUGAUGACGGCCAAAACUGAACGGAAAUAUGCAUGCCCUAUUUUAAAACGCUUCUACUUAUUUUCCGAUUCAUUUUUGUUACCUGCAUAUACAUAAUAAAGCCAUUCAUCUCUCUAAUAAACCUUGUAAUGUCAAAGGCGUUUUCCACAGAUGACACUCCACCCGGCAUAUGACAGUAAGACCUAUGUAAAUGACAUUGCAAUUCUCAAAACGGAACAGCCAAUCCCUUUCGAUGCCAAGAACACUGUUUCGCCAAUCUGCCUUCCUGAAGACCCAAACAAUAAGUUCGACAACACUGAGGUCUUCGUCUGUGGAUGGGGACAAACGAUUGGAAGUGAUGGUAACUCUAACUCACCAGUUCUUCUUCAUACUGUAAUGACAACAAUGACCAAUGUAAUGUGCAAUAAGAUGGUUUCUCCUACGUUUUUCAUUCCUGAUGAGAAAAUUUGUGCUCGUGCCUCUGGAAAAAGCCAAGGCUUGUCCUGUAGAGGAGACUCAGGAGGCCCACUAAUGUACCAGCAUGGAAGCCACAUGGAUCUGAUCGGAAUAGCUUCAUCAGGGCCAGAAGGAUGUUUAAGAGAAUUUCCAAAAUUUUUCACUCGAGUUACCAGUUACUUGGAUUGGAUCAGGCUCCAAAUGAUAAAACCAUGAAUUCUACAUUAUCUUUACUAAUGUACUUUAAUAAUUUUCUGCUAUACAAUGAAGAUGUAAAAUCUUCCUGAAUAAAUUUAUCAGCAUUU
Molecule: messenger RNA, 828 nt
Organism: Macrobrachium nipponense
Lineage: Eukaryota; Metazoa; Arthropoda; Malacostraca; Decapoda; Palaemonidae
Product: transmembrane protease serine 3-like
Exons: 4
Coding region: 239-739 (166 amino acids)
Biological process (GO): proteolysis
Molecular function (GO): serine-type endopeptidase activity
Source: RefSeq, a predicted model, not a curated record